Molecule: messenger RNA, 1010 nt
Organism: Saccostrea cuccullata (small rock oyster)
Lineage: Eukaryota; Metazoa; Mollusca; Bivalvia; Ostreida; Ostreidae
Exons: 4
Coding region: 38-568 (176 amino acids)
Molecular function (GO): protein binding
Source: RefSeq, a predicted model, not a curated record
AGUUAGACUAAGAGAUAACGGCUAUCCACAGUCUUCGAUGCAUGCAUUACGAGCUUUCAAGUUUGCCAUUCCGAACGUCAGAAGCAUAGAGGAUUGGGGAUUUAUAACGUCAUACCUCGAUAAUGUUAUCAGAAUAUGGGAUGCAGAAAAAGGUACCAUUUUGCAUCGGUUGAGUGGACAUGCUGUUCCUGUGACUAUACCGCCUCUGAGGAAAGGAGCAAAAUAUUUCAUUACACACAGCAGGCUGAUGGAAGAGAAUGCCAUCCGUGUCUGGAAUGUCAAAACCAUGGAGUGUGUGUCAUCUCUUAAACUAGAUGGAAAUGAGAAUAUUUUGGUGGAUUUCUGUGGUGAUCUCAGGUCGCUUUACACUGUAAGAUUCUCACCGGUGAAUGUAAACUAUUUGUCAUUAAAAGGAUUGGGUUGUGAUGUAGACAUUGCACGAUGUCGAGAACUAUACAAAGGAACUGGGCACAGAAUGAUUGAUCUCACUAUACCUACACCUCACAGCGCAGACGACGAGGAUCCAGACGAUGACCCGGAUGAAGAAGAUGAAUUCGACGAAGAUUAGAACAACAUGGCAUGUAAAUGUUCGUUAAAACCGACUCCAAGUAAUUACAUCUAUAUUCUGAUGUAUAUAUGGAAAUAUUUGAAAGAUCUACGGGUUAUAUGCUCAAAUGUAAAAAUUUCUUAUCAUUUCUCAACAUUGUUCCAAAGCCCAUGGCCUUGAAAAUCCUGUGGGUAGUAUAUAGUAUUUUCUUGUAUUUCAGUGUCAGUAGUCGCAGCACUGCUGUUGUGUAGAAGAUCAUCUAUUGUAGUCAAUUUUUCUGUUCAAAUACUUUGUAAAAGACCAUUGUUGAUUUUGUCCAAGUUGACCAUUAUUGUGUCCACACCUAAUCGCACCAAAUCUAAUCUACUACAAUGUCAUACUUAGAUGCGUAUUUAUUUGAUUUCACGUAGCAUUCGAUCAAGUCUUUCAGAUGUUCUUCAUAUGUGCUCCCUUUGUAAAUCUU